This is a messenger RNA of Nothobranchius furzeri (turquoise killifish), 3378 nucleotides long. Lineage: Eukaryota; Metazoa; Chordata; Actinopteri; Cyprinodontiformes; Nothobranchiidae. The record is from RefSeq and is a predicted model, not a curated record.
CUGCUAGCAGAGCUAGCUUGUUGUUGUUCUGGUGUGUGAGGAGAAUAUUUGAGGCUCUGCAGUAAAAAUGUCUUCACUUCAGUCUCUGGGAGAGUUGAUCAGCUAAAGCGACUAACUGCUGCUGCUGCAGAAAUCUUCUCACCAGGCUGUGGAAACUUUCUUCUCCUCCUCAACAACUUGGUGGAGUUCUUUCCAGAACCAGAGAAGAUAUUCUGCGGUCUUCGUGACAAUCGGAGCUCCAGAAUCAGGUUGUGGAUUGAAGAGGUUCCCUCUAUCAGACUCGCUCAUCUGAGUUGGUCAUGAUGCAGGAUCGCUGCUCGCUCUCUGAUCCAUCCUGCUCACACUCUCCGACGGAAAAGCCCCGAAUCUGAAUGUGACUCUGGAGGAAAAAGCGGUUAGCUCUACUCCGUGAACUCUGCUGUUAGCUAAACACGGCUAAAGAAAACCUGCUACCACUUCAGGAUCUGGGACUGAUUCAUCGUGUGUUCUUCACCACCUGGACCUGGACAGCAUGGACACAGAUGUUCAACAGAUGGUGCUGGUUAAAGAAGAAGCUCCUGAAGAACAGAGUGCUGGUGUGGACCGGCAGGACCCAGAACACCUCCACAUAAAGGAGGAACAGGAGGAGCUCUGGACUAGUCUGGAGGGAGAGCAUCUCUGUUUGAAGGAGGAGACUGAAGCUGUCGGGUUUCCUGUUACUGCUGUUUCUAUAAAGAGUGAGGAUGAUGAAGAUGAACCUUUGACCUCACAGCUUCAUCAGCAGAAAAUUGAAGACAGAGAUGUUCCAACCAGCAGCUCAACUGACCAGAUGACAGCAGAUACUGAUGUAGGAGCAGAAACUAGCAGGAACCCAGAUCUGAGCCCUCAUGAACAGAUAUCUGAUUCUUCAGAGACUGAAGUUAGCGGAGAUGAUGAUGAUGAUGUGACUUUAGACUCUGAGCCUGAAACUGGAGACAGAAAUGAUGACUGGAAUGAGAGCUGGUCUUCUGAUUCAGAUGCCUGUCCAGAUCUUCCACAGCAUCAUGACUGGGGAAAAGAGGAAGUUCUGACUGACCAGCAGAUCUUUAACCAGGACACCACCCUCAGUUUGGACCAGAAGGAACCAGAACCUCCACCGAUCAAAGAGGAACAGCAGGAACUCUGUAUCCAUCAGCAUGAAGAUCAGUUCAUUCUGAAGCAGGAAAAUGUUACCUUCAUGGUGACUUCUCCUUCUGCAGAAACAUGUAAACAAGAACCAAAUCAGAACCGACCCUUGCGUCAGAGUUCCGCUGAAGCUGAGAACCAAGAUCAGGAUGGAUGCCAGAAUGAAAAUUUAGAAUCAAACAGCAAUGAAGAACUGACACAAAAUAAAAGACAUCAUCAAACCAGAGAUCACAGAGAGAGUAUAGACAGUCAGAAACUAGAAAAACAGCAAAAGGCUUACGGAGAGGAAAGCCCUUUUUCAUGUGAACUCUGUGGGAAAUUUUUCAGCUGUAAGGGGGUUUUACCAGUUCACAUGAGAAUACACACAGGUGAAAAACCAUUUACAUGUGAAACUUGUGGUAAAUGCUUUUCUGACCGAGGCUCCUUGAUUAAACACAUGAGAACUCACACAGGUGAGAAACCAUUUAGAUGUGAAACUUGUGGUAAAUGUUUCUCUCGGACAGGUCAAUUGACUAGUCACAAAAGAACUCAUACAGGUGAAAAGCCAUUUAGAUGUAAAACUUGUGGUAAAUGUUUUACUGAUGGUGGUACCUUGACUAGACACAUGAGAAUUCACACAGGUGUAAAACCAUUUAGAUGUGAAACUUGUGCUAAAUGUUUCUUUGAAAGAGGUAGCUUGACGGAACACAUGAGAACUCACACAGGUGAGAAACCAUAUCCAUGUGAAACUUGUGGUAAAUGUUUUUCUCAGACAGGUCAAUUGACUAGUCACACAAGAACUCAUACAGGUGAAAAGCCAUUUAGAUGUGAAGCUUGUGGUAAAUGUUUUUCUCACAGUGGUAACUUGACUAAACACAUGAGAACGCACACAGGUGAGAAACCACAUCCAUGUGAAAUUUGUGGGAAAUGUUUCUCUCAGAGAAGUUCCUCGAUUACACACAUGAGAACGCACACAGGUAAAAAGUCAUUUACUUGUGAAGCCUGUGGUAAAACAUUUUCUGACAGUGGUGCCUUGACUAGCCACAUGAGAACUCACACAGGUGAGAAACCAUAUCCAUGUAAAAUUUGUGGUAAAUGUUUCUCCCAAAGUGGUAGCUUGACUAAACACAUGAAAGCUCACCACAGGUGAGAAGUCUUUUCCAUGUUUGAUCUGUAGAGCGAGAUUCAGACAAAUAUUUUCUUUAAAGUGACUGUGUAGUUUUUACCAUUGUUCUCUGGAAAAAUAAUGUAGUUAAAAAAUAAUGAAAUGAUGCCCAGUUGUUGAAAAAUAUUGGUUUGUAACUUAUAGACCCCUUGAAACAUAACGUUGCGUGCCCACUCCCCCACCCCCCAGCCCCAGAAUCCGACACCUCUCCAUUGACCACUGUUGUGUUUAUCUGUUAGUUGACAAUAAACAGAGCUAAAUAGUGAUUAAAUAAAAUCCAUCAACAUGGUUAACACACACUCCUUUAAGGAUUCUGAGUACUACAAACUGUCUGAAUUACUAGAGUGUCUGUCAGCUAUCACCCGCUGGCUAGAAGAUAACUUCCUUCAGUUAAACUCUGAAAAGACUGAUCAUUGCCCCUGAGAGCAUGGUUCCCCUGAUUAGUCUAAAACUUGGUCAUUUAUCCUCUACCGUCAAGACAAACUUAAAGAAUUUGGGUGUUAUUUUUGACCAAUCAAUGGCUCUUGAAGGUCACUCAAAAACGUUGGCCCGAAACUGUUUUUAUCAUUUAAAAAAUAUCUCCAAACUGCGAAGGUUGAUAUCAAAACAUGAACUUGAAAUGGUUCUCCAUGCCUUUAUCUCCUCCCGUCUAGAUUACUGUAACACACUUUCCACAUGUUUUAACAAAAAAUCCCUUCACUGCCUUCAGUUGGUCCAGAACUCUGCAGCGAGGCUCCUAACUGGAGCAAACAGAAGAGCACACAUCACUCCUAUGCUAAUGUCUCUGCACUGGUUACCCGUUAGCUUUAGAGUUCAUUUUAGAAUCCUGACUAUAACUUUCAAUGCUCUACAUGGUCAAGCUCCUCCCUAUAUUACUGAAUUGUUAAAGCCUUGUGCUCCAACCCGAGCCCUCAGGUCCACCCACCAGAACCUUCUAGAAGUUCCAAAGACCAGAUACAAAAGUCGAGGUGAUCACUCCUUCCAGACUGUUGCACCCCGACUCUGGAAUGAUCUUCCUUUAUCCUCACGCAGCGUUGACAGUCUGGACACUUUUAAAAGAACAGCUAAAGACACUUUUAUUUAAAGCUGCU